AGUAGGCCUUGGUGAUCAUCGCUCAAAUUGCUCAACCAACCCAUCCACCGGGUAUAAGGACAAUGGGCGUACAUGAACCAUGUAGCAUCCUUGACUGAUAGAUUAAACUGAGCCGAGCGGUUGACGAUGCAGGCAGGCUAGGUAAAAGAGGCGGCCAAAUUUCCUCCAACAUCCUUGCCAAUUCAGUGAACAUUCGAAGGAAAUUGCGAGAGUGUAACGCACUUACAAGAGAGACGGAGAGGGAUCGAGAAGAAAAACAACCAAAAGCUGACUGACAGCAAAAUGCACAGCAUCCCAUCCUGGCAUCGGUCGCAGAUUUACGCGAGAGCAAAUCUCACUCACAGGAGCAGCAACCAGCCAAACCAGCAGCAGCAGCAUUCAGAGCAUCGCGUGUGUGAAAAGUGAAAAGUGAUCUCGUUUCGGGAAAAAGGCGAAAAAUUUUGCUGCUGCAAGUUGGACGGACUUGAAUCGUCAUUUGCAACCAGAGUGUGUGCGUCCGUGAAACCGUACCAGAACCGUGAAUCGGAAUGAACCGUGACCGCUGCAGGGAAGGUCGUGAAAACUCGUGAACUGUGCCCUUUUGCGUACCGCGUAUCUCGGUUCGGACGUGGAGAUUUUUGCGUUCUUGCAUGGCUUUUUUGGUGAGGCAAAGAAAAAACUUGGUCGGGGCGUCGACUCGCGGGUCCACGGUCGCAUAGAGGAAUUUCUCGGCUAAAUCCGGUGGUCCACACAGCAAAUGGAGCACUUUUCGCAGGAAAUAUGAGAAAAAUUCGGAUUAUUCGACGAUUUUUUCAGGGAGUGGAUAGUGUAAUAUAAAAAAAAUGGUGAAAAUGGUAGGUUUUCUCGAAAAAGGAUAACAGCCAAAACGGGUUCAAAUGCGAAGAAAAGAGCAAAAUGUGUAACCAACCUGGUGAAAUAAAGUUUGAAAAGCAUCGAUCAGGAAUGAAAAUGGUGUUACGCACUAUCAUGUUUCUAGCCAGUGAUGAGAUGGUCGCUGAUAAGUCCUUCCUAUCGGCAGUGAGUGAUGGCGACGAGAAAAAGAAGAAGUAUGGUAUCGAUGGUGAAGGCAAGACCACCUCAGUAAGGAUUUAAGAAGAAGCAAAAUGUGUAGAUCGAAAAAGUCGACGUAUUGAAAAUGAAGUGUAAAACGUAAAAUGUAGUUCGACAAUGCCUCAGUGUAAAACUAUUAUGUCAACUAUUUGAACGGAAGAAAAAAGUAAUUUUACAGUCAUACAUUUUUUUACUCUACAACAGUGCCAAUAGUAGCAGGAGUAACAUCAGUCGAAGAAAAAAGUAAUCCUCGUACAGAGCGAAAAAGCUGUCAGUGGGUUGGAGCGCAAGGAUUUUCUUGUGAGCUACACACAGUAUUUACCGCCCAUCAUAGACGGUAUCCUGCUUGGGCUGUCUCUCAAAGAUCGCCUGCCGAAUUUUCUCUCCUGCUCACGCUAUCUUAUCGCUUCAAACACAAAUGCAGCCGUACACCAAUACAGUUGCAAUUCCACCAGUGGAGAUCAGUGUAGGAAGAGAAAAUCAUUAAAAAAAAAUACAAGCAUUUAAAAAGUUCAAUCGCAAAAUGCCAAAAACUACGACUUACGGUCUAACCUCGCUAUCGACAGUCGAUCCUAGUAGAUGGCGAACGCUGGAACUGCUUGUUCUGGCAUUAUUCAGCCUGCUGCUAUUGGAUCAGGCGCUUGGCCAGCGGCCUCUCGGUAACGCCACAUUUGGGAUAUCCCACAACUCAACGGGUGUGAUAAAUGUCCUGCAAACCCCGACAACCCGACAUCCGUCGGAUAUGGAACACCAUCAGCACCCGGCACACAGUAGUAGUACCAGCAACCAGAUCGCCAUCGCAGGCGUUGAAGAAAGCGACGGUGCUCCUCCACAACCCAGCAUAAAUGAUAUCACGUCUGAAUCCGGGCCUCGGAAUGGGGCUCAAGAUAUGAUCCAGAGGAGUCGCAGCAUCAAUCCGUACUUUCCGACACCGGCAACGCCGCAGGGAUCCGGUGGUGAUGAUGGGCACAACGAUCGACGGAAUCUGCCCUUCAAUCCACUGCGUCGGAGAAAGCCGGUGUCGGGCAUGUCGGAGUUGCGGAAAUUCAACCAGCAAAAAAUGGCUGCAGCUGCGGCCAACGAGAACGGCAUCGAACGGGGCAACGACAGCAGCAACUCGCGUCAGCACUUUCUCGGUAGCGGGAAUGUCGGCAUGCCGGUACAGUCUCCCGGAUAUGGCGGUCAGCGUCGAGGUAGACCGUACGAUAAUCGGCAGGGAGACGAUCCGUUGCGAACGAUCCGGGAGAAAUUCACCAAUGAGCGCUGGCACAAUACGAUGAUCGACCGCGCCGAGAUAGACGACAUCCUAGGGGUGAAGUGUAACUUCGAAACCGAGUGCGCUUGGACGUGGGACGAACAUGAUCAGAACGGAUUCCAGGUGGUAACCGGUGCCAAUUUGACGGAAUCGAACCGUACCGGUAUGAUGCCAGGUCCAGCUGCUGACGUGCUAAGCGAUGCCAAUGGGCACUUUCUGCAUCUCCGAUUAACCGUAAAUAGUACCCCGCAAAUACUGACAUCGCCGGUAUUUGCCGCCACCCGGGAGAAUUGCUACCUGGAGAUGUUGACCCACCAAAGUUCGAUGGGGUACGGUAGUUUGCGAAUUGUGAUCGAAACGAUCGGGAACCACGAGUCUUCGUGGGUCCCGGCGGAGAUCAUGGGUAACGACUUGCGACGGUGGCAGUUGAAUACAUUCCGAAUCGAUCGGAUAUCGAAGGAUUUUAAGAUCCUGUUCGAAGUGGUUCCUAAUCGUCUCGGGGGACAGGCCAGAGGACAUGUCAGCAUUGACAAUCUGCGGAUGGUUAACUGCUUCCCGGAUUCGAUGAACACUAACAACUGUAGCUACUCGCAGGUUCGCUGCACCGCUAACAAGGUUCCUGUUUGCAUUAAAACGCCAAAUAUUUGUGACAUUACCGUCGAUUGUGAUGAGGAUGAAGAUGAGACUCUUAAUUGCGACAAAAUCCCAUUCGGUGGCAGGUGUGACUUCGAAAGUGGAUGGUGUGGUUGGCAGAACUAUGGGAAUGCCAUACUGUCGUGGGCACGUCAUUCGGGCCCUACGCCAACGGAGAAAACCGGACCGGAUAUGGAUCACACCCACGAGGGAACCAAUGUGACAGGGUACUACAUGUUCGUUAACAUGAACCAGCAUGCCAACGACAGUGAGAAAAAGACUUUGGUAGGACUGGCCAGCAACGCCAUCAUGAACAGCGUAAUAUUUAAUCCGCCACCUUUGGUACACAGCAACGUGUCCUCUCCGUAUCGUAACUCAUGUGUAGUUCGCUUCUACGUCCAUCAGUAUGGUAUGAAUCCAGGUAGCAUCAAUCUAUCGAGUGUGGAAAUCAAGGAAAAGGAAAACGUCACCACCACUUUGUGGUGGAGCUCGAAGAAUCUCGGCGAAGAUUGGGUCCGGGAGGAUAUCGUCCUACCAAAUAUUACCACCAAGUAUUAUCUGCAGUUCGAGGCUCGCAUGGGAAUGCGUAUCUUUUCGGAUGUAGCGAUUGAUGAUUUCUCGCUGAGUCCGGAAUGUUUCGGACUCAACAUACCGGCCGAUCACCUGCAAGGCUACAACUACUGGGAUCCACGGAUCGGCGGGAUCAAACAACCUCACAAAGACUUUGUCGGGAAGUCUUAUAUCGAGCUCAAUACUUGUGGCGCCAAAGGGCAGCAAGGUCCAACUCCAGCUGACUGUCUGGAGUCAUACAAUAAUACGGAAGCGUUCAGUGCUAUCCAUGUGAUUGACAGUCAUCCGUUCAAAGGUAUCCAGGCGUGGAAGGUUCCUAAUGAGGGUUACUACACAAUCAUUGCCAAAGGGGCCGGUGGUGGUCUUGGUUCAGGUGGAGUUGGAUCUUCUCGAGGGGCACUAGUUCUGAGUGUACUGGAGCUGCAUAAGGAUGAAGAAAUAUAUAUCCUUGUGGGGCAGAGCGGAGAACAUGCCUGUAUAAAAUCUAUGGGAUAUCGAGACGAAACUUGUGAGCCCAGGAAUAAGCAAUACUCAAAGGAGAUGUAUACCUCUAAGACGCAGCAGGUGAAGAAUACAGUCAUUGAGGACGGCGCUGGUGGAGGAGGCGGAGGAACUUACGUGUUUUUGCUCAACUCCGCAAACACCGCUGUACCUCUACUAGUGGCUGGAGGUGGUGGAGGUCUUGGUGUAGGUCGCUACCUGGAUGAAGAUAUUCAACACGGAAAGAAGUUUCUACUAGGUAAAAAGGAUGUUUCUGGAACUGCCCAUUCGGAUCUGGCUCGUCAUGCCGGCCCCGGUGGAGGUUGGCGCGCACAAGCCGACAUGGGUCUGGAUCCAAAAUACGGCGCAUCGCUGCUGGAAGGUGGUCGUGGAGGUUUACCGUGCUAUCCGCCCCGAGGGACUCACGGACAAGGUGGUUUCGGUGGUGGUGGCGGUGGAUGUGAUUCUGGUGGCGGAGGUGGAGGAUUCUCCGGUGGCGAUACAAUGAUCAAUUCCACUAACGGACAGGGAGGAAGUUCUUUCCUGGUGUCCAAACGAAACGUUCCGGAACUAUCAAUGGAGAGCUCUGGAGCUAACAGCGGACACGGAGCGGUAUUGAUCAUCCCCGCUAUCCAAGGAUGUGGAUGUGAUUACCGGUGCGUUGCACUAGAUGAGUACCGAGCUACGGUGGGCUGUAUAUGUCCCGAUGGUUGGACGCUCAAACCUGAUAAUUAUACUGCUUGUGAAUUACAAAAUGAAACUCUAGAAAUGAAGUACCUUAUCAUAUUCUUUGUGGCCAUUGUGAUAAUUUUAUGUGCAGCACUGGCUAGUCUAAUACUCAUUUUAUAUAAUCGCUAUCAACGUAAGCGGCAAGCCGCUCUCCGCCACAAGAUGCUACUUGAACAGGACUUGCAGCUGAGCCGCUUGCGUAGCACCGCGGACGAUACGGGGCUGACCAACUUUAAUCCUAACUACGGUUGUGACGGUAUUCUGAACGGAAACGUUGACGUUAAGAGUUUGCCCCAGGUGGCACGUGAAAGUUUACGGCUUGUCAAGGCCCUUGGUCAGGGAGCUUUCGGUGAGGUCUAUCAAGGUCUUUAUCGACAUCGGGACGGUGACGCAGUUGAGAUGCCGGUAGCCGUCAAGACUCUUCCGGAAAUGUCUACCGGUCAGGCAGAGUCGGACUUCCUCAUGGAGGCGGCCAUCAUGGCCAAGUUUAACCAUCCAAACAUCGUGCACCUGAUAGGUGUUUGUUUCGAUCGCCAUCCGAGGUUUAUUGUGCUUGAGCUGCUUGCCGGUGGUGAUCUGAAAAACUUCCUUCGGGAAGGCCGCAACAAACCUGAACGUCCAUCUCCACUAACGAUGAAGGAUCUAAUCUUCUGCGCCCUGGACGUGGCAAAGGGCUGCCGGUACAUGGAAAGCAAGCGAUUCAUUCACCGUGACAUCGCCGCCCGAAAUUGUCUGCUCAGUAGUAAGGGCCCUGGUCGGGUGGUUAAGAUAGCCGACUUUGGGAUGGCUCGCGAUAUCUAUCGAUCGGAUUACUAUCGGAAAGGCGGUAAGGCGAUGCUACCUAUCAAAUGGAUGCCUCCGGAGGCCUUCCUGGAUGGUAUUUUCACCUCAAAGACUGACGUGUGGUCGUUCGGUGUGCUGCUCUGGGAGGUGUUCAGCCUCGGUCUGAUGCCGUACACUGGUCUACCCAAUCGUGAUGUGAUGCAACUAGUCACCGGAGGAGGUCGCCUCGAUGCUCCUCCCGGAUGUCCCAACGCUAUCUAUCGCAUAAUGGCCGACUGCUGGAACCCAACACCGGAGGAACGGCCAACGUUCUCGAAUCUGCUGGAACGACUCACGACCUGCACCCAAGAUCCGGAAGUUAUGAACGCACCGUUACCUAGUUUCUUCCGGCCGCCGUCGAAUGAACGAGAUACCACGAUAAUGCGACCGCCCGGAAACGACGACUUCUGUCUACAAGUACCCAACUCAUCGGAUUACUUAAUCCCCCUUCCCGGACCGCGGUCUGUAGCGGAGCGGUUGCUAAGUGAAGCGACCGGAGUUACCAUCCCAGAUUCGAUGGUAACUUGCACCCCGCCAAAAACCGCUUCUCCUAGGAUCAUGAAUGGACCGCUACAAUCACAGGAAGGCAAAUGCUGGGAAACUUCAUUUAUUCGGGAACAUCCCACAGUGGUCUCCGCUGGUCCCACCAUGCCAUCGCAGGAUCCGAUCUUGCUGGUAAAUGAGAAUGGGCCGAUUGAGGUUCCCGGAUGUCCACCGGUGCCCGAUAAGCUGAUAUCACUGGAUACUCCCCAGCAGACGCCUACCAGCAUUCAGCCGCCCAUUUCGUUCAGCACACCGAUGACCAACUCGCAUGGUACUCCGACCAGCUUAACUGGUGUAACCCACAACGGUAUGAUGACGCACUGCAACGGCAACGGUGGCAAUGGGAAUGGUUCCAGCAACGGUAGUCACAAUGGCCACAAUCAUGUUGCGCUACCUCCACCGGUUUCGGUGGAUCAAAUCGAAACGGCAAAACUGCUCAAUAGCAUACCACCUCCGAUCACGCUGGAUCCAUCGACCCUGAACAAGCAGCAGGCGGCAGCAGUCGGAGUGGGUGGAACGUCCUAUGCUAACAUCCGAAUGAUCAACGCAAACAGCCUGAACAAUGGUGAUCACGGUGAGAAAAUGGUCAGCGGAAGGGGUAAUGGAGGCGGUGGUGGUGGUGGUGGCAACAAUCACCACCACAGCAAUAGCAGCGGUAGCGAUAAGAGCAAUGACACCAGACCAGCCCCAUUCACGAUUCAGACCUUCAGUGAUCGGUAUAUAAAUCAGGAGAAUCACUCGGAAAUUAGCUGUUAAGAUGGUUAGCGAUUCCGGGAGGGGCGUUUGUGGUGUGGUGAGGUUAUACGAAACGGUGGUUUCCGGAACGUUUAUCGGCGAGGUGAGAAAAGUACUGAUUUGGUAUUACUUUUUUAAUUGGUUAAGUCUGGCAUAUUGUAUAUUUAUUUCGCUAUGUUGCACUAUGUUGGCUUCAAGGUCGAUACUAGUACUAUAUAUGGUCUAGUGCGCAGAGGAACUAGUUUAACGAUUCAUUGAAAGCGUUUUUGACCUGACCGGUCUUUCGCCAAUUAACACUAGAUUUACAUCGAUGUAUUAUACUGAAACCACCAUUUACGAACUCUUAUUUAACGUAAUAUUCGAUUUACGUAACUCUUUUUUCGAAUUAACUCCAUUUUUGCGAACCAGCUUCGUAAAAAAGUUUGAGUACGUACAGUACAGUGUGAAGUUUAGCUAGCUUUUACAAAUAAAAUUUGGGUAUUUUCGGAAUGGCGUUGACGAGCAGAUGAAAUCGGAAAUCGAUAUAUCAAGCCAUUUUGAAAACCAAGAUGGCAACUUCCGCUUUAGACAAACCUCAACAAUAUGAGUGCUUCCGUGGCUGACGAGUAGAUGACGGCAAUCAAUGUCUGAAUCCAUUUGGAAAUCCAAGAUGGCGAUUUUCGGCUUAGAUAAAUUCUCCAUAAACUCAACAAUAGGGCCACUUUCGGAAUGGGGUUGAUGACGCAAAUCGAUACUUGAAGCUAUUUUUAAAUCCAAGAUAGCGAAUUCUAACAAGCAUUAUAACGUAUUAUCUGCUUCCAAAUAUCUCGACAACAAUCGCAUUUUGGAAGAUUUUUGUUAAAUACAUUUUGAUUUGGAAUGAUACUUAGAAUCAUAUUCUGUAAUAAAAUUACAAUUUUAUAUGUCAAUUGAAUGAUUUAAAAAUAUGUAUAAAGUUAUUGUUAGAAAAACUUUUUAGGGAUCAGUUCUCCAUCAUGUAAUUACAUUUAAAAUGUUUCUGUUCUCUUUGGAUUUUUGUUCACGAAAUAUAAAAAAUCUAAAGCAAUGGGAUGUUUUGCAAUUUAAAUUUUUAACAUAAAUUUUUUUUGGUGAAAAAUGACAAAUUUUUUUCGGUGUGUAUUUUUUUGUAAAGAAAUAUUUAUUUCCUGUAACUCGUUCUCAGAUAGUUUUGUUGUAUAAAGAACGGUUAUCGAACAAUAAUUAUAUACACGUGGAAACGUCUACGCCCUUAUAAAAAAUUGCUCUUGACUCCAAAUAAUCUUUUUGACUUUUUACGAUUUUCGGACGGAUCUCUGUGGAAUUCCUCACCAGCAUACAAAUAUUAAAUUUUAAAGCCUAAUAUUGGCACGAGCCAUGCUAUUAGAAAGCUUUAGCUGUCAUUUUCCGCAAUGGUUUUGCAACGACUUCAUAUGUUUCCUUUUCGGUAUGAUGAACAAAAGGAAAAAAUAUUAAAAUACUGUUUAAAACAACGGGAAGUGCGCUGCUUUUUACUUUUUGAGCUAUAUUACAUAUGUUCAAAUGAAAUAAAAUAUGCCGAAUAUAAUUUUCCAGAGGCAAGAUGCAUAACUAAUAAACCCCCAGCACUACGGUUUUAUAUUUGCUCUAUAAUGACACUACACACACAUGUGAAGCAUACAUGCUUUAAUGAUCCUUGAAGUAUGUACGCGAUAUAUCAGCAGAAUUUCAAUGCUUCAUUAGGGCAAAUGUUAUAGCCAAUAUUGUGCAAUGGCUUAAUACACUCUAAUAUACUCUUGGCCUUCAAAAUGACUUCAUUCAUCGAUUUCCGUCAUAGCGAAAUCGUCUUAGGGAACCGGCGGCUGCUCGUUCGGUAAGCCAUAUGCGCGACUUCCGGAGGGUUAAGGAAAGUAUUAUUUCGAUAUGUGCUACAAUUGAAAUGUUGCAUUCCACUAAGUCGCUCAAAAUGGUGUAAAAAAGUUAUUUUACUGCAAUUUUACCAAAUCAUUUCACUCUUAGUGGUGCUUAUCGCCAGCUGCACUAAGGUCUGGCAGAUUUGUUCUAAUCCAACUGACUAGGUCAACAUCAAACGAGUUCUUGCGGUGUUGUUGCUACUCCAGCAGUGAUCCUUAACUGGGCUAGGGAGGUGAGUUUUGCCCCUUUGUUGCGAAAUUAAAAUUUGUUGGUGACGAAUAACCGACACCACAUAGUGUGAUGUCGCAGCUCUGCCUCCUUUGCUCUCCUUCUCCUGUUAGUUGUGGAGGAGAGCAAUGUUCGUUCGACCGCCACAGUGAGAGUAGCUGGUGCUUUUGUAUUAUUGGCACUUAGUCGGGGAAGUGAAAUACUACACCACAUUAAACCGAUAAAACCGUUCUCAAGCGUGAAAAAUUCACAGUUUUUCUUUAACGUGGUUAUAAAAAUCGAUUAAAGUGCUCUAAAAUGCCUAGCAAUCGCUUUGAUUCCAAUUUCUGUCUCGUUCCACUUAAAAUCCACCACCCCCCAGAUCAGUGAAAAUCUCCGGGUCAAAGCCUCUCCAGAGGUGGCAACCCUAAGCCCAUUUCAAAAAUUCCCUUAUGGUUACAGUUAUAUAGAAUUUCGCUGAACUGGAAGUCGCCAUAUUGGUUUCCAAAAUGGCACCAAACUAUCUAGUCCUCCAUCUACUCGUCAAGCGCGCUCCAAAAAUACAGCGAUCAUUAUGGUUUCAAGCAUAGUGAAGACCUAUUUUUAGCAGCCCAUUGGUGUAUUUUAGAUUAACAAAAUAAGGACAUUGACAAAAUCUAGACAUAUUUUUUCUUUCUUUUUAAUUAACCGAAGUUGUUAAAAUAUACUUCUUUAGUUCCUUUACAUAGCCUCAUAAACCCUUCUGAUUAUUUAGUAUAAAUUUCUCUUAAGUGAGUCUUCCAGUUCAGAAUUAAAAAAAAAUAUUUUUGCAUAUUUUGCAUCUUAGCGAUUCGAUUUGGAGGAUUUUCAUGGGAGGCUGAUAAAAUCUGGGGCUGACAGAAUCAGGGACUGAUAACAUCGUAUCUUCACUGUAUAUUAUCAUCUUGAAUUUCAAACAGGUUCCAAAUGUCCAUUUUCAUCAUCUACUUGUCAAACCCGUUCCAAAAAUAUCCGCAUUGUUAGGGUUAUCAAGAAUAUUGAAGAACCUGAAGCCGCCAUAUUAGUUUUCAAAGGGGGCAAAGCACUCAUUUUCAUCAUCUACUUGUUCCAAAAAUAUUCGUAUUGUUAUGGUUAUCGAUUAUAUUGCUCAACCAACGAAUUUUGAAAUGUGAAACGAACUUUUUUAACGAAGUAAAUCCCAAAUAACGAGCCCGUUUUUACGAACUAAUUCAAUUUACGAACCCCCGAUUUGGCUCGUAAAUGGAGGUUCUAGUGUAUUGAUCAACAGCAACUUCCAAUCGUUGAUGAGAACUGAUUCCAAGUUGCUUGUUGUUGUUUCCUUACUGGUCUUGUUAUAAAGUUUGCUUACUUUGCACUUUGCUUAUGGCGAAUUUUCACUCUGCCUUCACGGCAUUGGCCCUUUCCACGAGAUAUAAUUACUAGAGAAAGUUUAUUUGAAUUGGUUGUCCAACUUGAGUUUUUCCGGUAUAUUUCCUUCGACCAAUUUGAGGCAAGUUGUCCAAGACCACUCCUCUCAAUAUAUAUUCAUCAUAUUCAUCUUCAUAUUUGGAUUUCAUUUUCUUGAAAUCAUCCAGGCUUUUUUGAAUUAAAUUUUUGAAGUUGGGAAUCUUUCCUGAUAUUGGAUAAUUUUCCUUGAUGAUUUCAAAACGUCCCUGUAGUUCGUAGGGAUUCCCUGAAGAAUUUAAAUUGUAUCCUUCCAUGAACUUCUUGGAACUUCCCUAGAAUUCGUUUUUUUGACUCGAAUAAUUUUUUGAUUUUUUCUUUCAAAGCAUAUAUUGCCUAUGAAUGCAAAUCAGUGCCAUAAAGAUAGGAAAUCUUGUAGAAAACGAGAUAAAUUUAGAAAAGCAACCUCAUCAACUUGAGUGCGAUGGAAGCUAGAAAGACUUUACCGAAACUAGUAGAUAUUUCUGAUGAUGAAUGAAAAACAUCAUAAAGUGAAACUUACUUUUACGAACUCUUUUUUUACGUAAUAUUCGAUUUACAUCACUUUUUUCGAACUAAAUUCGAAAUAACGAACUCUUUUUUACGAAACUUGUUCGUAAAAAAUGUUUGUGUUCUCACAGCGCAGUAUUAAGUGGUACAAUUUAAUGUUUUCUUAGCUAAUCAUAACCAAUAAAUGCGAGGUAUUUCCGGAAUAAGGUAAACGAAUACAUGUCAAAAAACGAUGUAUGAAGCCAUUUUUAUAUCCAAGAUGGCGACUUCCGGUUUAGCUAAAUUCACUAUAACUCCAGUGAUAUGAGUAUUUUCGGAAUGAAGUUGACGAGUUUACGACGGAAAUCGAUGGUUGAAGUCAUAGUGAAAUGCAAGAUGCCGACUCCCGGUUGAGAUAAAUUCACUAUAACCUCAAAAAUGUUGGUAUUUCUAAAAUGAAAUUGUCGAGUAGAUGACGAAAUCGAUGUCGGAAUCCAUUUUGAAAAUCAAGAUCUCCUUCUUCUGGUUCAGAUAAAUUUACCAUAACUUCAGCAAUACUCAAUCGGAAUGAAGGCCCGAUUUUAUCUGCCCCUGAUUUUGUCAGCUUUUUAAACCGAUUUUGUCAGCCUUAUAGAAAAUUCCGUUUGAUGGGCUAUAGCGAACAAACUAAUCCAAAUUCGAGAAAGGCCUAUAUUUUUUCUUAUCUCAAAAAUGCAACAUGUACAAAAAUAUAUCAUUUUGAUAGUUUUGCACUGCAAUUUAAACUAAAUAAUCAUGAAGCGAUUUUGAGAUUGUCAUGGGACUAAAGAGAAAUAUUUUUACAACUUCGUUUUAUUAAAAAAAAUAUGUCGUGAAUUUGUCAAUAUCCCUGUCAGUCUAAAGUUCAAGAGGCUGAAAAAACGGGUCCUCGCUGCACAUAGUGAUGGUAUGGUUAUAGACAAUUUUGCCCAACCGGAAGUCGCCAUCUUGGCCUUCACAAUGAUGUCGCUCAUCGAUUUCCGUCAUAUACUCGUCAAGUGUCAAGGAAUGUGAAGCGAACUUUUUUUCGAACUAAAUCACAAAUAACGAACUCUUUUUUUACGAACUAAUUCAAUUUACGAACUCCCGGUUUGGUUCGUAAAUGGUGGUUCCAGUGUGAUACACUGCAAGAACUGAAGGAAACAUACAAUUAAAAUCAAUGCCAUUCUACAGUGAUCUCGCUUUUCCGAGACAACACCACUGCGUUCCUUUCCUCUGUCCGGCGCUAGUGAAUUGCGAAAAAACAGGCUUCAUUAUCAGGAUGAAAAUUCUAGUAACAUUCCUCGUGAGUCAGUUGACACUAAAAAAAUCGAUCAAUUGGUAAAUAUUUCUCUCGUCACCAAGAAAAAUACACCAGAAAUGUUUCGACUCUUUUUCCGGAUUCUAUCCAGGAGCCACGGAUAUACAAAGUGCCGUGUUAGUGCAACAAAUUCAGUACCCCGAUGCAGAUAGACUUCUGAAGACGAUGACAUUUUGAUAUCUGUCAGUCUUGUCGGUGAUUGGCACUCAGUGCGGACAGAGGCCGGCGGAAAAUAAACAAAAAAAGUCUGCUGUGGUGAGUUCAAAAUAAUAGAGCGUCGGCCAACAUCUCGAACUUGCAAUUAGAACACAAUGAUUUUAUCAUAUACUCGAUCAUUUGAAAAACUAGUUCCAAUACACACUCAAACCGAACCUAUUACAAAAGAAUAUGCAAAUACACUUUCUAUGCGAUGAACGUUCAACAUGGAAACCACCGUGAAACAAGCAGUGAUGUUAUAAGCUAACAUUCAAAGAGGACUAGAAAAUAUAACGGGUUUCAAUAAAAAGAAUAUUAAACAAAACAUACACAGGUUGAGGUGAACUUUGCCCAAAAGUCACCACCAAGAAAGGAGUCACCGAAAAUACUCAUCCAGAUAUCCAUUGCGAAUGCGAUGCUGAGAAGCGAUAAAACUACUCUGCUCAAAGCAAAACAGUAGUGGAUUGAUGAAAAAAAACUGUAUAAAGAAAAAAGCUAGAUACCAGUAGAUUUUACAUAAAUGUAUUAAAAUUAGCGUGAAAUGAAGAGAGAAAAAGCUAGGGCAUAAAUAACUACUAUUGGUGGUAUCACUAAUUUGAUGAAGUAUUUCGUAACGAAAAACUAGUGUAAAUAUAGGAAACUUUUUUUUGAGGAACUGGAAAAGCGAUGGCGAGCAUUGAUGUAUUAAAUAUUAAUAACAGAGAACCACACCCACACACUAAAUAAUGUUGAAAGCGAGAUUAAAGGGACAAAAACAGUGUGUUUUCAAACCUGACAGAUAGGAGGUUAUAUAUUAACAGUGUUGGUUUAUGCUGACUUUUUUUUUGUUCUAAAUAUUGUGUAACUGUGAAGCAGUUGUUUAUCAAGACGCUCAAUUUUAGCAAAAGAUUACGUGGAUCACGUCAGAGUGCAGCAACUAUUAUUUAGAUACGUCGAUUUUUGAUUAUAUUGUGGUCAUGUUAUUAUGCUUAGUAUGGUAAGCUCAUACGCGAUAAGAAUAUCAAUAGUUUUAACUAAGUCACUGUCGAAAGAAUUGCUCGAGUAUUGGGAAUUCAGUUCCUUCUUGAUUGGCUUCGUAAUGGCUUGUUUGUGGUAGCUUAAAUUGAAAGUUGCAAAUUUGCUCAAUUGUUGACUUACUCCAUCGCUGGUUUAGGAUUAGCCAUUCAAGUUAUCCCGUUGGAGGUGUUUUCUAUUGUAACUAAAACAGAGUUCACUUGGAUUUGUCCAUUCAAACAACAGCUAAAACUAUCUAUGGAACAUUUCAUUUCCGGACCUGAAUAAAUGAAUCACAAACAACAUUGCAUCCAUUGUUUUGGAACAGUGUCUUCGCAGAUAUUUGUUCGGAAUCGAAUACUUGCUUUUGUUAAUAUUAAUUCGCUUACACGUGCAUAGAGUUUUACUCUACAGAGCGUUCAUCGAUGUUUUUUCUCGUAAGACCGUUGACGAACUGGUGACAGUAACCCCGUUUUCGUUUUGAUUAGAUUUUUCUAUAUUAUUCAACCAUAGAAUAUGAUGAUUUUACUAUAUAGUUGAAUUAUAUUUUGGUUGUUUUCAUGUAGCUUUCAAAUGGUUUACAAUAUCGCCUUGAUGUCAAUGGAAAAGUUACAGGAAAUGUUAUGAGCCUUACGAAAAACUAAUUGCUGUUGAUGGAGAAACGCGAAAAAUUUUGAUUUAAAAUGGCGUUUUGAAUCAUAUUCAAAAAUAAAAUUCUACUUUUAACUGCAAAUAGUAUGAAUUAUGAAAAUUUGUCGAAAGUUGUUGUUAGGAAAACUUUUUUAUUUAAAGCUUCUCCAUGAUCUAAAUACACUGAAAAAGCUUCUUUUAUGUAUGUAAAACGAUAAACAUGAGAAUUUUGACAAUUUACGAUGGGGUAACGCGAAAAACUUUUAAAAAGGAAAUAAUAACAUGAAUUAAUUGAUUUUAUUGGUGCAAAAUUCCAAAUAUCUCGAAAACUAAGUAUGAAAUUUAAAAACAUGUAUAAAGUUAUUGUUAGAAAAACUUUUUUCUGAUAAUUUCUCCAUCAUGAAAUUACAUUCAAAAUAUUUCUUUUCUCCUUAGGUUUUUGUUGACAAAAUACAAAAAAUGAUAAAAAAUGGGGUUUCCUGCAAUUUGAAUUUUUAUCAUAAAUUUUUGUUUUUUUUUUGUGAAAAAUGACAUUUUUCUCAGUGUAUAUUUUUUCGUGCAGAAGUAUUCAUUCCCUGUAACUCGUUCUUAGAUAGUUUUGCUGUAUAAAAUAGUGUAAUCGAACAAACAUUUUUUUCUCCACAAAGCGUUUGAGACUCCUAGUUAUAGCAGCACUGAUGAUGUAUAGUUUUUAUUAUGCACCCCUAUUUGGGACAAUCUAGGGCCUUUACGAGAAACCUGGAAUGGCGUUCGGUUUGAACUUUUCUUAGAGUUUGUAGGUGGGAAAAAAGAAUUCCCCCUUGCAGGGGUCGCAAGAGCCGUCAUCAUGAGUUGGCAAGAAACCGUUUAGGUAAAGAUAACCGGCGAGACUAACGCCGAAAUAAUAAAUAUAAACAACCGCAACUGAAAUGCCGAAUAAAUCAGACGUCUGCAACACGUGUGGCAAACGUUUGUAGGUGGCGCAGUGAUUGAUGCAAUGCAGUUGAAACGCAACUGUCAAAUACAUAUAAAUUCACUUCUCAGUGGUUUUCAUUUUAGUAUCGUCCUCAUGUUUGCCGUAUAGCGACUAUUAAGUAGCCGUGUCAUAUAGAUACUUGCAGGUGAAAUAACUCAUGGCCGGCAGUACAAGCAGGAUAACAGAUAAAUGAGCCUGAUCCAUUUCAACGUAACUCGGGACAGCAGAUCCGGUGAAAGUCAUGCUUAACCAGUCUGAUGCCAGGUCACGAUUCUUAACCAAUUCCCCGCGAGAGGCAAACGAAAAAAGCAUGUUUUUUUCUCGGCAUUUUAAACCCAACGCCGUCAAUCUCCACACUGCGAACAGGAAUGUAGACGCGAUACCCAAUCGUAAAUCGAGUACUGGUAGCGUUAUCUUUGGCCUACUUUAAGACACUCAAUACGACGGGCAGAUUAUCUGAAAUCAGAAAUCAGAACAUAUGGCUUAAGUAGUACUUCAUGUUGUUGGGAGAUUUGUGCCUUUCCGGGUUGGUGAGAAAAGUUCAGGGACGAGCCUUUAAAUACUUUCACUCCCGAAGACAUGGAAAACCCUACCUGUUAAGAUAGAACACCCUGAAGGGAAUGCUUACAUGUUCUCUUUGAUUAUUAAAACGUAAUUUAACAAAUAAACUACCAACACUCCAGAAGGGAUGUUGUAGUUACCGUACAGUUUAAACCUAUUUAGGUUUAAACAUUUACCUAUGCUAUGGUAUGCCAUUUUAUGAACGUCAUGAGUUUUGAAGAGUUUAAUUAAACGGUCGUCGAUACUGAAAGUAUCAGUAUUUGUAAUAUGUUUGUGAUUGAUGACUGAAAUCGUAAAACAUACCUGCCUCGCCAAAACUUCCGAGAUCUUUGGACACUUCUUGGCUUCACAUGGAAUACAAAGGAAUAACUAAUUCUAAUUGAGACUAUAUUAUUCGAUAAUGAAACGAACUAUAAAAGGGAUAACCAUGAAGGUCUCCAAUGAAAUCGACACUCAAUGCAACAGAAAAGUGGUCUUCUCCUUAAUAUACCAAUCCAGAUCUUGAGAUCGUCCAUGUAGAAGGUAGGUAACCUCUUCUGGUGAACUUUCUCCAUAGUUUAUCUGUUAGCCCUGCCCGUUUCGAUUGAGUGUCCUAUUCAGGGGGUUCAUUGCCAAACAAAACCAAAGCGAACUAAAGGAAUCGCCUUUAAAUGUCCUUCUUAAGAUGCGGAUCGUUUUAGACCGCAACACGUCUUCCCCACUUCUGAGCUGCAAUGUUGUCGUCCACCUCUCCAUCGCCUGUCGCAGGAACCUCACGAUUGGAGGAUGAACUUUAUACAUCUUCAAUACCUCGAUGAGGAACGAGUGCGGUAUGAAUCGUAUUCUUGUAAUCGAUAUAGGCCAUAUUAAGGUACUGUUGAUUACACACUGCUUGUCUGUUUGAUUGUAGAUUAGCGACGUCCGUUCAUCGCGAGAGAUGGAAUGCGAAAGAGGACGAGUGUCCGACAGUCGUUCGUAACUAUGACAUUUUACCGACUCACAUCUCAGUCAAAGGCCUUAGUAGAAAGGUACGCAAAGAUUGUGCAGAGAGUGAAGCCAAAAAAGUCCUAUCGAGCAAAAUUAGAAUUCAGCUUUGCUGCAGAGAUAUCAGAGAUGGAUUCCAAUUGUACUCGAUAGGUAGACUUUUCUUGACUUCACUCUUUGCGCAACUGUUCUCUAUAAACUGUGUAAAGAGUGAUCUACUUAUACCUCACAAUGAUGGAGCUCAGGAUCUUGUGCAGACUUGCUAGACAGGUAAUUGGUCUGUACUUUGAUGGGUUGGACCAGUUGCUGUCCUUGGGGAGGUGAAUUGGGUAUACUACGGUUGAUGAAAUCCGGCAAUAAGCGUGGUCCGCGUAACUCCCUCUUGACACAUAUAGCCAACGUGGAAUGUACAACGGUCAGCUUUUUGUACCAAAAGUUUUGGACACCCUCUAGCCCAGGUGCCACCCAAUUCCUUAGGUACCACGAAGCCUGCCCAUUACUUCUAGCGCCUUAGCCACGGUUAACCGCGAUGAUGUACGGGGGUCUCCCAAAUAUUGGCUCAAAAGCUAGUCACAUUGCAGAGCUACGCAGAAAUCGGGGUUCUCGGCUGAUUUAAUCAAAGAACGCUCGCUCGUUCUCACCGAACAUCCGAUUUUAUUGUCCUCGCUUCGCAGAAUCAUUGUAACGCCUUAGACUUUUUAAUAAGACACUCAAUUGCUGUACUAUUCCCAUCACUCGAAGCGCAGUAGAUGCCACGAUCGCAGUCACAUAACAACAUAAUUUUGCCAAUUUUUGCGCCUCUGUAUGCGGUCAACCUUCCAAUAGCGGCACGUUUGUUCGAGAUCCGACUCUCCAAUCUCCGCUGCAACGGAAGUACUUCGUGAUCCUGGAGUGCGACAUUGGGCCCGGAAUGAGAUAUUACGCAACCGCUUCGUCCAUAUUGUAGCCCGAAUCGCGUAGUAGCUGCAGAUCAAGAGGUAGGUCUUCUGGCAAUGAUUCUCUUUUUUUCACUUUCUAUUACUGACUAGGUACUUUUAUUCAGCUGUAGGUACUUGUGUGAUUUAGCUGUUGGCAGUUAGGGCAGCUCAUAAUUUUCGAAACAUAUAUGCGUACCGGAAGUCGAAGCUUGUUCAAGAGUACGUUGUUUGGAAGUACCUUCGAAUGUCAAUCACAAUGAUUUCGAAAGGAUGAUAACUUUUGCGUCAGCUGUUCCUGAUACUGAGUUAAACUAUUUGACUACUAGUAGCUUAACCGGCCGAAAGGGUUUUUAAAAUAACAACCCAAUGCUUAGGUCGGUGACAGUUAACGACUCUUUUGUUACAACUCCAUUUAUUUCGACGACGUUUACUCAAUAUUAAAGCGUGGGUCAUUUGCUAGUGCGUUGGCAUGUUUUAGAUCUGAAAGAACAACAUGAAGUUUAACAGCUUUGACCUUUAUAAUUUAGCGCACGCUAGCGAAAUGAGACUCUUACUUAUUUGCGAUAUGCGCAUUUCGGUCGGAAAUAAACCACAAACUGAUCGCCUGGACGCUCGUUACAUUGUUUGUCACGCAGAACAUUGUAGUUAGGAAAGACAUUUUUACCAGUACCUGUACCAGAACCCGUACCAGAGCCCAUUGCAGAACCCGUACCUAUCUAUCAUACUUUUCAUUUUACAGCAAAUUUAAAAUAGAAGGGGUCUUAGAAAAACUGUUCAAUUCAAUCAACUUUUGCGGUAUUGAUAUAAGGGGUUAUAGCACUGUAGAAUUUCAAAAAUAGCGAUUUUCUAUCUACUAGUCUAAAAUGUGCUUUAGAAUGUUAAAUUAGAUAUCCCACAUGGAAGACGAAAACAAUAUAUAACUGUUCAAAUUUUCAAUUCUGUCGCAACGCCUCUUAUGUAUAUCCCGUGUGUCCUACUGAAUUCUUUAGCCGCGUUUUUCUCGAAACCACUUUUUUUGAGCUGGCCGGAAAUGUAGCUCGAACAAAUGAUUUUUGGCGCUUUGAAAUUUUCAAAGUAUAUUUAAAAUUGAUUUCUCCCGCGACGUACUUAGGAUUUUAUUUUUUAUUUCUUAAUUUUUUUUUAAUUUAAAUUUUGUGUCGAUUUUGAUGACAUUUUUUCACUUAAAAGUGCGUGAAAAUAUGGAAGAGAAAAUCCUACGUGCGUCGCUUGCGACUGACAUAAGAAAUCAGAAAAACUUUAGUUUUGGGCUCUAAGUCAAAAAUUAAGGGAGAUAGAUUUCCGGCCAUGGAUCCCUUCCAAAAAAAACUUGCAUGGGGGAAAAUGCUGCACAGCCGCCAUUUGAGAUGAAUUUACUUGAAAAAAAUAUUUUACGUGAUUCAGUACCUUUGUUAUAAAUCCCAUUUACCAAGAUCCCGAUUCGCCUGUUUGUUGCGUUAAGAAAAAUUCUCGAAAUAUGCCCAUUUUUUCAUGCUGACUCUCCGUAAUCGGAUACACAACGAUCACAUGAAUAAUACUCAGCGCGCAGAACAGUCAUGUGAUAAUUGAGUUUGCAAUGUCCAGUCAGUGCCCUGACUAGAACACUGUAGUGCUGUACUUGGAUAAAUGCAACAAAUUCUAUGGCAUUUUCGGACUCACAUCCAGCAGAAAAGUCUUUGUUUGAAUGCAAGUUUGCAAGCUACGUCAAUGAUUGGCAUGUUCGAAUGCAGCCCAAGAGCGAAGCUUGUGCUUUAUCCAACUUGUCGACAGUGGUAGAAUUGGUUCUGGACCAACGAAGUCAAUCGCAGCGCCAGCUCUAGCCAAUUCGUCCGCCCAUUCAUUUUCAGUAAUACCGAAAAUGACCGGGUACCCAUUGAAGGUAGAUUAGCAUUUAAAAUGCUAAGUUCUUCGAUUUGAGUUCGACAUGCGAUUACUAAUUUCGCUCUCGAAUCUGCCGAACUAAGUGCUUUCAGGGCAGCCUGGCUGUCAGAGCAAAAAUAGAUUCUUUUACCGCAAGUUCCCCGUUGAAGUGCUGAUUGUACGCCACACAGAAUCGCAAAGAUAUCUGCAUGGAAUAAGGUACAGUAGCUACCAAGCGAAUUAGAUUGGUUUAAUCUCAUUUUAUGACAUUAGACACCAGCACCGGCUCGGCCCUCCAACAAAGAACCAUUCCUCGCGAAGAGGAAUUCUCACAUUCAAAGUUCUAUACUGGGUCACUGGGAGCAAGUGUAUACUCAUCCCAAUUAACCGUUUGGGGCCACAGUCUUGUAGUUGUUGCGAUCUAUUGGGUUACUGUUCCAGAGUCCAAGUAUGCACAAGAAAGUGCUUCUUGUUUCAGAAACACAUGUAGUGGUUUUAUGUUCAAGAGUGCCUCUAGCGCAGCAGUAGGUGUUGUCGAGAACGCACCAGUCAUCACCAUCAAGACCAUCCUCUGAAUAUGGUUUAACUUUGAUUGGACUGUCAUGACUAAUCCCUUCUACCACUAAACAAGGCACCCGUAUGCCAGUGUUGGUCUAACAAUUGUUGUGUAGAUCCACUGAAUGGAUUUGGGUUUGAGUCCCCAAGAUUGGCCGAAAGCCCGUCUACAUUGGCCGAAAUCCAUGCUAGCUUUCUUGAUCCUGAAUUCGCUGUGAGCUGUCCAAUUAUGUUUUGAGUCAAGAAUUACCCCAACGUACUUAACUUGAUCUGCGAUAAUAAUUUCACAGUCAAAGAACUGCAAUGGACGAGCUCCGGUUGUAAUCCUCCGUUGCGUGAAAAGCACCAUUGAUGUUUUAUUUGGAUUGACAUGAAUGAAGACACCAUUGCUCAACAACACAUAUGGCUUGUUGCAUCAAAUAAAAAAGUGCGUUAAUGCAAAUACCGGUGAUCAUUAUGUGAUAAUCAUCGGCGAAACCAUACGUUGGAAAACCAAGCUCAUUAAAUUUCCUCAGCAAGCCAUCGGCGACAAGCUUCCAUAGAAGUGGUGACAGCACACCACCUUGAGGACAUCCGCAGACACUCAGUUUCCUAUCACUAUUUGUCUUAACGAUGAGAACAGAUGUCGGUCGCUAAGCAUUGCGUGUAUCCAGUUCGUGAUAUAUGAUGGUACUCCAUGACCUCGUGCUGCUUCCAGAAUGGAUUCGAAAGACAAGUUGUCAAAAGCACCUUCAAUAUCGAGAAAACUCCUAAACUUGAUUGCUUUUGUGAAAAAGCUUUUUCAAUGUUGUAGGCAACAUUCUGUAACAGGGUGGUAGUAGACUUCCCCUGCUGAUAUGCAUGUUGCAUUCCAUGCAGCGGGUGGUUGCCCAGGCUAACAUCCCGAAUGUAGUGGUCGAUUAAUCGUUUCACUGAUUUGAGGAGGAAGGAGGUCAGACUGAUCGGUUUAAAGCUCUUUGCCUCAUCAUAAGUGACGCGGCUAUCUUUGGCAAUGAAUUUGACAGUUAUUUCCCACCACGCUAAUGGAAUGUAUCCUGUUGCAAGACUACAAGUAAGAACCUUUUUCAAACUAUACUUGAAGUGUUCAUCUCUUUUUUGUAGUAGAACUGGAAUGAUUUCAUCCUUUCCGGGAGACCUAUACGGAGAAAAACUUUCAAGCGCCCAUUUGAUCGAUUCGGUUGUCACAAUUCUACGAACAAAUGCCCAAGAAUCUGAACUACCUGAAAAGAACUCAGGGGCAGUGAUGUUUCAGCUGUACAGUCCAAAAUUAUAGCGUCGAUACGCUAUAAUUUACGCCAACGUUUCGAUCCAUGGAUUUUAUCUUCUUCAAGGCGUUUGAUUGUACAAAAAUAUUUCAUUUAUCAUUUCAUUUAUCAUUCUAAUUGAUUGUUCCUACAAAAACUCACUGAAUUACAAUCGACAAAGUUAUAUUGCAUGUUAUAUACGGAGAAUGUAGAAAAUGGGCUAAACCGUCACUAAUAAUCGACCGGUGGUAAUAAAGGUAGUCUUUACUACUAAACAGUUUGACUUUCCAAGAGCUUUAUGUUUGCACAAAUGAUUUCCUUUUUGUUGGACCCUUCAUUAUGAGAAAAUGCCUUCAACUAGAUUUCCUACGAUUUUUCGUUUUAAUGAAUGCUUUAAAAUAUCAAAACUCAUUUGCUCAAGUUUCUACACUAGCAGCAAGUAGCUAUUUAUGGUAAUCGAAGCAUAAUUUUUGACGCAAACACGUCUUUAAAAAUUGCAACCAAAAACACUGGUAAGCGCAAAGCGAAAAGUAUUUAUACAAGAUAUCUCGAGGAUAAAAAAGAAGUGUUACUAAAAAGAGAUUAUAGCUACUAGAUGGAGCAAAAAGCUACUGUCUCCAUGUAUUCACGGGCUCCAACAUGGGAUCUCGCUCUAACAUGUGGUAUCUAUAGUUACUAUAUUCAUAGUUAGGCGAACACAAAAGCCGGAAAACUGGCAGCUCUUAUUUCAGAAACAAAACAUUGUCAUCCCAUGCAAAUGUUCAAGCCCUAGCUUAGUAGUUUCAUACUUGUGCGAAUAUCUUUCGGUGUUACAGAAAAAAUAUUGUUUAUCUAUGUUCGAUAACACAUGGAAAGAACAUAAUAAUUAUCACCAUAACGGCAAUACCUUUUCCAUAUACACCCAAAGAGAACAUGUUGUGUGACGUCAUUGGCUCCGGCAUAUGAAAUGUUCAAUUGCCUCCGAUCAGUGUCUCCGUCUAACUAUGAAUAUAGUAACUAUAGUGGUAUCCCAUCACUUCGCCAUGCGUGUGACAAACUAAUAGACUUAGCCUAUGUAAGAGCGAGAUAAUAAACCAUCAGUGUAGUUAUAAUCUCUUUUGUUAUUAAGCGAAGCAGAAAGAAACCACAAAACCACAUAUAUUCAGGUUAGUGAACAGAAAUUCUAUAUAGUUGCUAGAUAUUACUCAAUGUAUGACAAACCGAUGAGCAGAACUAAUCUAACGAUAGGCAGAAAUUAAAGCAUAAGCAACGAAAUUAUUGUAACCUUAAAUGCUAAAGGGCUCUGGCAAACUUAAUUGAAAUUAAUGUAAACUCCUCACAGCUAGGAAAAAAAUAAAACAAAAUAGAACAAGUAACGGCACUUCGACAUCGGCGCUUGAGCCGAAAAAAACAAACAAAAGCAGGCCGGAACAAGAGCUGUAACAAAUAUGUGUUAAAUAAAAACUAAAUACAAGCGCAAACGCAAAAAAUGAAUAACUUCUCACACUCUACUGAAUGUUAUAUUACUAACAAAAGUAAUCAAAAUACAGAAGUGUGAUAAAGCAUCACUUUAGAGCGGAACGAAUGAACCGGAAAACAGGAAAAAAAACCACAACAAACCAACUCUACUAAAAUAGUCAAUGUGUCACUCGUUUGAAGAGAACAAAACUAUUGCUAGAGUUAUUUUUGUACCACUAAAAUCAAGCUACACACAUUACAUUAACGUGAGCAAACCAAAAAACAAGCAUUGUAAAAUAAGCAGAAUUGUCAAUAACCAGGCAUUUAUCACAGUACCCAUUCAGAAACUAACCGAAUAUGCCAUAAUAGUGCUAGAGAACUGUCAUACUCAUAAAGAACCACAAAAACAGCAAACAAAGCAUUCAUAGAGUGUUUGAUUUACGUACACCCCCCUGAACAAAAAAUUAACGAACGAACUAAAAUGCUUUUAUAAUUAGGAGAAAAUUAAUGCAUAAGCAAAAUUUGUACACUAAUGCAGAUUAAUUUUGAUAGAAUUGUACAGGAUAAUCAGUUUAUUAAGUGCAGCACGCCGAGUAUGAGAGAUAAGAUUCGGGUGUAGGGAAACGCUACACAGAAUUGAUACCAAAACAAAACAAAAAAAACCUAGAUAAAAACGCCAAAUUGGACGAAUGAAGCGAGGAAUGUAUUUUUAUAUAUAUAAAUAUAAAAAUAAAUAAAUAACCUGAGAGCAACAGAUAACUGUAGGAAAACACAUAUGUUACCAACUUUUUUACCGAGUAAACUAAAACGGAAAGCUAACUGUAUCGGAAGACCGCAGUCGGGUGCUUCAGAAGCACCGGACGAGAGAGGGAGAGAGAGAGAUAUAGAGAAAAGUGUUAUUCUCAAAACAGAUCUAAUGAGAAAAUGUUAAUGAUUCAUAAGAACUAAAACAGGAAAAUGAGAGCGCAAAAUAUUAUACUACUAGUAGAUCUAAUGAAAUUUUGAUAAUUUUAGUAAAGAAUUUUCAACAAAUUUAUUUUUGUAUGAAAAACAAACGCAUGUGGCCGGAAGAAAAGAAACGGGCACUGGUAGGGAUAAAAGCAAAAUUUUAAGUUAUUUCAUAAGCGAAAUAAAACCUAAAACACCGGUAUUAAGAGGAUGAAAAAACGGAACAUGUUGAGCUAUUGUUCUAAGUUAAAUAAAACUAAACCACAAAAGGAAUGUAAGAAAAUGCUUUAAUUGAUAUAUAUGUAUAUACAAGAUGAUGUCAUAAAAUGAAUAAAGAAUAACUAAAAAUCAAGAAGCAAACAAAAAAGUGUACGGUAUAAAAACCAACCAGAAUAUUAAUGUUAUUUAUUUAUUGAUAUUUAUGUAUAAAACAAAGAAAACGAAAAACACAAAAGAAAAGUGAGACAAAAAAAACAAGAUGAUGGAAGAGUAGAAGGUAAACCAUACACACACAUACACAUGAAAAAUGGGCAGGUUAGGUCAAACAAUUGUUAUAUACAGUGACAGAAGCUAGGAGAGAGUGAAAGUGAGGAUUCAAAAAAAAUGAAACCGUAUCAUAACUGACUAUUAAAUAAAUAAUGCCGAUAA
Topomyia yanbarensis is the source of this 24025-nucleotide messenger RNA. RefSeq names its product tyrosine-protein kinase receptor (gene Alk). The record is from RefSeq and is a predicted model, not a curated record. Gene Ontology annotation, biological process: protein phosphorylation; positive regulation of kinase activity; multicellular organism development. Gene Ontology annotation, molecular function: ATP binding; transmembrane receptor protein tyrosine kinase activity; protein binding. The coding region runs from base 1574 to 6838 and encodes 1754 amino acids. The transcript is spliced from 17 exons. Gene Ontology annotation, cellular component: membrane; signaling receptor complex. NCBI's taxonomy places the organism in Eukaryota, Metazoa, Arthropoda, Insecta, Diptera, Culicidae.